AUGUCGGCAAGGUUACGUAAUCUUAAUCCAUAUGAAUUGCAUAAGUACUUGGUUAAUGUGUAUUGUUUAAAUACAAAGGGCUCUACGGGACGUCUUAUACGUGACACAUCUAAGGAUAGAACAGAUCUUGAUGUUAUAAGAGAAAACCACAAGUUUCUUUGGGAAGAGGACGAUGUGGCCGACACAUGGGAGAAGCAGUUAGCUAAAAAAUAUUAUGAUAAACUCUUUAAAGAGUAUUGUAUAUGUGAUUUAACCAGAUAUAAAGAGAAUAAAGUAGCACUGAGGUGGCGUAUCGAAAAAGAAGUUGUUCUUGGGAAGGGACAAUUCCACUGCGGCUCUAAGGGGUGUAACAGCGAUCAAGGGCUAAAAUCGUGGGAAGUUAAUUUUGCUUACCGGGAAGGCGACGAAAAGAAGAACGCACUUGUUAAAGUUCGUCUUUGUCCAGAAUGCUCCGAAAAAAUAAACUACCGAUCUAAAAAGCGGGAGAUUAAAAGGUUAAAGAAGAGUCAUAAAAAGAAGAAACGUGGUAAAGAAUCAGUUGAAGAAGAAGAUGUACCCCAAAUAGAAACUGAAGACAUAUCUGAGGAGCCAUCGACAUCAGUCCAAGCGGUGACCGAUGACGGAAACUCUUUGUGGAAGAAAGGUGUUCAAGAAACAGAAGAAAAAUCUCGCGAAGAAGAGUUCGAAGACUACUUGGAAGAAUUGCUGUUAUAA
Pieris macdunnoughi is the source of this 714-nucleotide messenger RNA. Lineage: Eukaryota; Metazoa; Arthropoda; Insecta; Lepidoptera; Pieridae. The record is from the annotation of a GenBank genome assembly.